Molecule: messenger RNA, 225 nt
Organism: Menidia menidia (Atlantic silverside)
Lineage: Eukaryota; Metazoa; Chordata; Actinopteri; Atheriniformes; Atherinopsidae
Source: the annotation of a GenBank genome assembly
AUGGCAACGGCGCUCUGCGGUCGGACACGGUUCCAGGACAUGACAUUGUUUUGGAUCUCCUGUUUUUUGGAGCCCGAUGGCAACCGGCGCCAGAGCCCGUUGUGGUGCACGGCCCUGUCGGUGGCCCACAGCGACGACUGGGCCCGCUUCGCUCGCACGCUGGUGGAGAUCCGCGCCAACCGGGCAGACGGCGAGGAGGAGGGGCCUAUGGAGCUGGCUUCAUAG